CGGCGAGCACACACACAGCCUGUCCGUCCGCGUUUCCGUUUCUUUCCCCGUUUCCGUUUCGCAAAAUCUCUUCUUCUUCCUUCCUCCCGCUCCUCGCUCCCCACACAAAUCCCCAAAUCCUUCCCCAGCAAACCGCCCCUCCGCAAACCCUAGAAACCAGCCCCCUCGGCCGUCCUCCCCGCCGCGGCUGCGCUCCCGCUGAGUUCCCAGUCUAGGCCCCGCUCUUCGCCGGGGAAAACACAUGCUGUAGCCUCGCCGGACGGGAGCCAAGAUGUCCGCCUCCCAGGACGGCGCCAGCCGGCCGCCGGUCCCGCCCAAGCGCCGCGCCCCGGAGACCCCCGGCGGAAGCAGCGGCGGCGGCGUCCUCACUUACACGCGCAAGCGCCGCCGCGCCGCCUCCCGCGCCGACGGCGGCGCCAGCUCCGACCCCGGACAGUCUAGUGCCGCCAUGAUGCUGUACGGUGGCAAUUCUCGCCAAGAUGGGCACCCAAUGCUGGCCAGGCAUUGGAUUACUUGGAAGAACACAUUGGAGGGCUACCUGCAAGCCCCAGGUAUAAAUAAGGGCGGUGGGAUUCACAGCUGCAUCUGUGACGCUCUCAGAUACAACCGCUGCCAAUCUGAACAACAAGGUGACCUUGGGAAGGCCCAAGAUUCGUCAGAUGAGCAUCCUACUGGGCUGGCGGAUGCGAAAGAGAUUUGUUCCUUUGUUGCGUUAAAAGAUGCAACUGCAGCAUCUUUGGAUGCCAACACAGCAAUGUGCAACAGUGCUCUCCUUGACAUUUUAGUCUCUGAGAAAUUUGCCCUGCUGUGUGAUCUGCUAGUUGAAACUUUCCAUGUGAAUAAUGUUCAUGAGGUCAUUGAUUUGGGGAGAAUUGACGCCAACAUGAGAAACGGAAGUUAUGCACAGAAUCCGGCGUUGUUCAACAAAGAUAUCCAGCAGACAUGGGAGAAGUUUGAACGAGUUGGCCGGGAGAUGACAUGUCUAGCAAGCAAUCUUCCAAUCAUUUCACGAGCUUCUUAUCAGAAGCAGACUUCUGGAGUUUCUGAAGCAGAGGAUGCUGCUGAGCGCCGGAUAGAGGAAACAAGCUUGGUUGGUGUCGUCCACAAAAUCCCAAAGGGUUCGACUACCACCGUGCAGUUCUCCCCAUGUGAUUCUGGUCAUUCUACAAUUCCAAAGCGAACCGAGACAGGUGGACUUCGUCGAAUUUGCACUUGCAAGCAAUGUGGAGACGGUGCAGAAGAAGAAAAAAGACUUAUCUGUGAUGGAUGUGACAGCACGUACCACUUUGACUGUGUCAAGCGACUCCAUCCUGCUAUGAAACAGAUCCCAGCAACCUGGCACUGCCCGGCCUGCAGCAAUAAGGGGAAGGGGUCAGCUGCAGACAUCAUGAAAAAUGUUCACAAGAACAGUUUGCAUGUUGGUUGUCCUCUGUGUGCCAGGCUUGAAGUCCUUGAGAAAAUAGAACCGCCUGAAAUUGGUAGUGGAAUGGAGUUAGCUGAUGAAAGAGAGGGGAGCUCCGUGCCAUGCGUGGUGGAAGACAACGAGCCAGACCUGUGCACAACUGCCCUUGCAAAGCUGUGCAAACACUGCGGCACAUGCGAAGACGACGACAGGCGAUUCUUGGUAUGUGGUCAUCCUUACUGCUCUUACAAAUUCUAUCACAUCCGAUGCCUCAGAGAAAGCCAGAUCGCGUCUGAGAAGCAGAAAAACCUCGGAUGCUGGUACUGCCCGUCCUGUCUCUGCAGAUGCUGCUUCAAGAAUAAGGAUGACAAAGAUAUCGCCUUGUGCGACGGCUGUGACGAAGCUUAUCACAUAUACUGCAUGACGCCGAAGCGCACCUGCAUCCCGAAAGGCCAGUGGUAUUGCCCGUCGUGCAGUCUACGGAGGGCGAGGGAAGGGAUGCAAAAGUACGAGUUGUCUGUCCUGAAGAGACAUAAGAACAUGAAGCAUGCCAGUCAGUCGGAUUCUUAGCUAGUUGGUGGCAAAGAGACGUAAUAAGCAGAAUAUCUUCCGCAACAUUUUGCUUGGCCAAGCUUACAUUCAAAGAAGAAAAAGGAUGAUCCUUUUGGCGGCCCCCUCUUUGAAGGGGCCAUAUACAGUACCCUGACAUGACUGGUUGAAUCAACCAGUCAGUUGUGCAGUUGACAUUUACAGGGACAAGUCUUACCUGUUGAAGACUGUUUAUGUUGGCUGUUUCUGCAUGGAACGUUAUUACUCCAUUUGAUGUUUCCCUUUCUGUGUGGAGAAGGGAGGUUAAUUCGGUGUUUGCUGUAAGCAACGAAUGAUGCUGUUUUGUUUACAACGUUUUGUGCUUCAUCACCUGUUGUUUUUAUCCCUCUGAUCUAUGAUGAUGAAGAACAUAUAUUUUAGAACAA
Brachypodium distachyon (stiff brome) is the source of this 2376-nucleotide messenger RNA. Its product is annotated as PHD finger protein EHD3. Lineage: Eukaryota; Viridiplantae; Streptophyta; Magnoliopsida; Poales; Poaceae. The record is from RefSeq and is a predicted model, not a curated record. The transcript is spliced from 6 exons. The coding region runs from base 272 to 1972 and encodes 566 amino acids.